Monosiga brevicollis MX1 is the source of this 999-nucleotide messenger RNA. RefSeq lists its product as uncharacterized. Bases 1 to 999 code for a protein of 332 amino acids. NCBI's taxonomy places the organism in Eukaryota, Choanoflagellata, Craspedida, Salpingoecidae. The record is from RefSeq and is a predicted model, not a curated record. The transcript is spliced from 10 exons.
AUGAAGCUGACCCACUGGGCCAUGAUCGUUGUGCUGGCUGGUGUUGUGGCCAAGGCCGAUCCAACCUCGGAGCUUGUCUGGAUUGCACGCGUCAACCCCAACAUGACAUACACGCACAUGUCUAUGCUGGCACCUUUGUCCAACACCAGUGUUGUGGCAGCUUGGCAAGGCUCCAGUAUUGGCGAGGGCUGCAAUGACCAGGCCAUCUACCUUGCUUGGCCCUCUUUGUUUCUGCAGCCCGACAGCAACAAGCUGUGGCUCUUCUACUCGGAAUCCACACAGUAUGAUUAUCGCAACGACUCCAAAUGUGGCGAGUAUGGUCAUUCCUAUCCCGGCGGAGAGGUGCGCUACCGCACUUCACUGGAUGGUGGCCAUACCUGGAGCAGCGCCACCACCAUUCUAACUUUCCAGGAUCGUGGCCACAUUGCCAAGGUCACCGCCAACACGAUGCUUGUGCGCAAUGGUCGCUGGCUCUUGCCUUUUUGGCAGGAGCAACAUACCGUGUAUGACAUCGGCCCCGGUUGCUCUGGCGUCCUCAUUUCGGAUGACCAAGGCCAGAAUUGGACGCCCUAUGGCUGCGUCAACCGCUCUGACACCUGGUUGAUUGAAAACACACUUGGCACCAUUAACAACGGAUCGAUUUUGCAGCUCUUCCGCACACAAAUUGGUUACCUCUACGCCUCUGUGAGCAACGACAACGGCGAAACUUGGAGCAACGCGCAACCCACUCCUCUGCAAAAUCCUGACGCCAAGGUGUGCAUGACCAAUUUGCGCGAUGGCCGACUCAUGCUGGCCUACAAUCCGUCCAAGACGCAGCGCCUGCCACUUGACCUGGCCUAUACUCGCGACGGUGUCUCCUGGACCCACUAUGCCACGUUGGAAUCAAACAUGUCCACUACAUACCAAUAUCCCACCCCGGUCCAACUUGGCAACGAAGUACUCACGAGCUAUUCUGCUGAUACGCGCACCGGUAUCAAAUUGGCCAUUACCCCACUCUGA